GUAUACGGGUGUAGGGCUUCCUGUAACUGGGGGCGUGGCAGUGAGUGACUGCUACUCCGCUGCUGUACCCGGACAGUAUACAGUACAGCUCUGCUGGGUCAGGACUCCUGGCAGUGGGCGCUGAGGUGAACGCAAGGUCACAGGCACCGAGAGGUCUUAAUAUGGCACCUGGUACAGUAAAGAAAGAGGGACAACAUGAAGCGCCAGACUCGGGGGUGCAUUCACCAGGGUGCAUUCACCUUUCUAAUCCUCACCUGGAGAAAAUGAAAGAAGACAUAUUAUACCACUUUGAUCUUGGAACAAAUACACAUGAUUUGCCUGCCCUUUUUGGUGAUGUGAAGUUUGUAUGUGUUGGAGGGAGCCCGUGGAGGAUGAAAGCUUUCACUCAGUACAUUGCUGGAGAAUUGAAUCUGGGAGACCCUAAAGAUGAUAUUGCCAAUAUAUGUGCAGGAACUGACCGUUAUGCCAUGUACAAAGUAGGACCAGUAUUAGCAAUCAGUCAUGGCAUGGGUAUUCCGUCUAUUUCUAUAAUGCUCCAUGAACUGAUCAAAUUACUAUAUCAUUCCAAAUGUACGGAUGUCACCGUUAUUCGUAUUGGUACAUCGGGAGGUAUAGGUAUUGAUCCAGGAUCUGUGGUGAUUACAAGCCAGUCUGUGAGUCCUUGUUUUAAGCCAGAGUUUGAGCAGAUAGUCCUUGGGAAGACAGUGAUCCGUAGUACAGAACUCAACAAGGACUUGGCACAAGAGCUGGCUCAGUGCAGUGAGGAGAUCAAUGAGUUCAAUACAGUCAUUGGAAGCACCAUGUGCACACUGGAUUUCUAUGAAGGUCAAGCACGUCUUGAUGGAGCAAUCUGUUCCUACACGGAAGAGGAGAAGAUGCAGUACUUGAAAGCAGCGUAUGAGGCUGGGAUAAGAAACAUUGAGAUGGAGUCCUCCGUGUUUGCAGCAAUGUGUAAUAUCAGUGGUCUGCGAGCUGCGGUGGUUUGUGUUACACUUUUGAAUCGCUUGAAUGGAGACCAGAUCAGCAGUUCUCAUGAUGUCCUGGUAGAGUAUCAACAAAGACCUCAGAAGCUGGUUGGAUACUUUAUAAAGAAACGUUUGUCUCAGGUUUAAGUCUGGACUAUGCUUGUCACAUAAUGUGUUAGAUUGUCAUGUCCAGGGUGUUUUGUAGAGAUAGCCAUGUACAUUGUGCACACACUGUUAUAUAACAUUGCUUAGGGGUAGUCUCAAGAGACAGACCAUUUUUAAAUGUGGCCACCAUGCUGAUCGACGGAGUCUUGCUCUUCGAUACCUCUGACAAACAGCUGAUUCUGCUAGGGGAGCCGCAGCCAACAAGACUUUACUGUAGGGAAAAUUUAGUGUUACAUGGUGGCCAUUAGGGAUGAGCGAAUCGACUUCAGAUGAAUUAAUUUGUACUGUAAAAUAACAUUUCAAGAACUCGGGUUCGGUUCCAAGGUACCACUUGAAAGGUACCACUCGGGAUAUGUUUUUUUACAG
Bufo gargarizans (Asiatic toad) is the source of this 1496-nucleotide messenger RNA. It is a transcript of the gene UPP1, whose product is annotated as uridine phosphorylase 1. Gene Ontology annotation, cellular component: cytosol; cytoplasm. Lineage: Eukaryota; Metazoa; Chordata; Amphibia; Anura; Bufonidae. The record is from RefSeq and is a predicted model, not a curated record. Gene Ontology annotation, biological process: nucleotide catabolic process; uridine catabolic process. Gene Ontology annotation, molecular function: uridine phosphorylase activity. Bases 162 to 1112 code for a protein of 316 amino acids. The transcript has 8 exons.